This is a messenger RNA of Penicillium brasilianum, 1422 nucleotides long. Lineage: Eukaryota; Fungi; Ascomycota; Eurotiomycetes; Eurotiales; Aspergillaceae. The record is from the annotation of a GenBank genome assembly.
CAAGCUCACUUCAAGUACAUUAAGUGAGUGAUCUCCCAAAGUCUAACUUCAGUACUCGAAAGUAUAGCCGACCAAUCAUCGCCGAGUCCCCGCAUUCCCGCAUCCAGCCACUCCCCGCAGUGAGUUAGUGAGUUCCCUUUCUCUUUACCCUCACGUAUUCUCCUUCCAUUUCUUCCUUUGACCAUCCUCGACUACGCUCUCUCUGUAAUACCCUUGCCCAUCCACACCCUCUUCUUCUCCCUCUUGUUCCCUUCUCCACCUUUGAUAUACACCCCGAUACACUCACCAUGGGAGAUUACGGCCCCGUCGUCCCGCCUACCCACUCCUCCCCGGUGGGCCAACCCUCGCAAUCCCCGCAGGGUCCCAACGAGAUCUCCGUACUCAUCACGGGAUUUGGCCCCUUCAAGACCAAUCUUGUCAACGCAUCCUUUCUCAUCGCCUCAUCUCUUCCUCCUUCAUUCACCUUCUCACCCCCAAACACCGAUGAUACCAACGGCGAGCGCCGCAUCUCUCUCCAUGUCCAUCCGUCUCCUAUCCCCGUAGCAUACGCAACCGUCCGGGAAACUCUACCCGCGAUACUGGACGAAUACGCAGCCACACACGGUGGGCGACGACCAGACCUAAUCAUCCAUAUCGGCAUCGCCUCUCCCCGACCCUACUACUCGGUAGAAUCCCUCGCCCACCGCGACGACUACAACAUCACCGAUAUUAGUGGAAGAAACGGGUACGAGGACGGGGAGAAACGAUGGCGAGCGAUGGGUCUACCACCCGUCCUAGUCCCGGGUCUCGCAUCCGAAGAAGACACAGAGAAUGCUAGCCAGACACAGGGCUCUAUCACAACCACUACCAGGCUUACCGUACCGUACCCGCCGGAUGACCACUUCCUGCACGUAUGGAAGUCUCACGCCCCGGAGAGUCUGGACCUGCGUAUCUCGCAGGACCCAGGCCACUAUCUGUGCGACUUCAUUUUCUACACCAGUCUAUCGCUGGCGAAGAGGCAGGGCCUGGACCGGAAUGUCCUCUUCUUGCAUGUUCCAGGUGGCUCGGCGGAUCCAGACAUCGAGCGUGGGCGGGACGUUGCGCUCGCGCUGAUUAAGACCAUGGUUACUUGCUGGAUUGAUGAGAAGCUAAAGGCUGCUACAUGAUGAGGUUUCGGGUAUAUUUUACGAUAUUCAUAUACCGCUGCUGGGAGUAUAUGGGGGGGGGGGGGGGGCAUGACCCUGGUGUAAGGCUGCCCCGAGGCUUUUUUAUACGAGCACUUGCGUUGAUCUAGGUUUAUUUUUCUUUUGGAACUUUUUUCUUGAUCGUUGCAUCUGUUACGGAUUGGUUUCUGUGGUAGGGUGAUAGCUUUUUCGGGGUCUUAUCUUGAUUUCUUUCGCAUAUAACGCGGGGAUGGUGUUUUGUCGUGGAAAAGAGGCUAGU